CCCACGACCCACGUAAACGGAGUAACUGAGUUUGCUCUCGGACCUACAGCCACACUGUGAGAGAGACGCUGGGGAUGAAGCAACGCGCCUGUGAAACGCACGGAUUCUGCUCACACACUCCACGUCGGUUUUAAGGAUAUUACAUCGUUUCUUUCUUUUUUUUCUUUUGUUUUUUUCUCUUGGAAGAAAAAAGGCUCUAACCUUUAGACGUUUUCGCUGUUGGCUUUCUGUACCUUACACAUGUCUUUUCCAACCAUUUUUACGAGAAUUGGGUCAUGAUCACAUCGCCCACUGUCUCUGUCCUGAGAAAUAGCACGAAUCCAGCGUGGGAGAGCGGCUCCUCCUCGGGGGAGAAGGGAGCAGCGAAGAUCAGCCAACUAUCCGUACACAACAGCGUCUCUCCCACAGACCCUUCUCGCCAAGCCAGUCGUCUUCCUAUAAAGAUUUUGAAAAUGCUCACGGCUCGUGCAGGACACAUUUUACACCCGGAGUACCUGCAGCCUUUACCGUCCACUCCUAUCAGUCCCAUCGAGCUGGAUGCCAAGAAGAGUCCGUUGGCUCUUUUGGCCCAAACAUGCUCGCAGAUCGGCAAACCGGACCCGCCGUCCUCUUCCAAACUGUCCUCUGUUGCCUCAAAUGGAUCUAGUGACAAGGAGACCAAAUCUGGCCCGCUGAAAAUCAGCGACAUUGGAGCCGACGACAAAUCUAGCUUCAAACCUUACUCGAAAUCGUCAGAGAAGAAGGACUCGAGCAGCAGCCUCAGUGGAGAUAAGACCAGUUUCCGAGUGCCUAGCGCCACCUGCCAGCCGUUCACCCCCAGGACAGGCAGCCCAAGCUCCUGUACCUCAGUUUCUCCUCUACCGUCAGAAGGCAAAGUAGGGGACAAGGAGGAAAAGAGGGAGUCUGAUAGCAAUAAAAGCAGCACAACAGAGGGCAGUGGUAGCCAAAAAAUAAAUGGAAUUACCUCUGAUGGCAGCCAACACCAAGAAAACACAUCCAAGACUGGUACAUCAGACUCUACAUCUGUAACCUCAUCAUCCUCCGUUCUCGGCUCUGGACUGGUGGCCCCUGUCUCCCCCUAUAAGCCCGGUCAUACAGUUUUCCCCUUGCCAUCUGCUGGUAUUUCCUAUCCUGGAAGUUUAGCGGGUGCGUAUGCAGGUUACCCGCAACCGUUUCUCCCACCUGGAAUGACCCUUGACCCAACCAAAUCCAGCAGCCAGCUUUUGAGCGCACAGUUUGCUGCUGCCAGCUCUCUGGGAUGCAGUAAAGCAGGAACGAGCCCUUUGGCUGGAGCAUCCCCUCCGUCUUUAAUGUCUGCAAGUCUGUGUAGAGACCCGUACUGCCUGAGCUACCACUGCACAAGCCAUUUGUCCAGCGCUUCCAGCGCCAACUGCGCACACGACUCAGCCGCUGCAGCUGCUGCCGCCAGUGCGCUCAAGUCUGGAUACCCGAUCAUGUACCCAGCGCACCCGUUACACGGCGUGCACUCCGCCCCGUCUUUCAGCGGACACCCCUUGUAUCCUUAUGGGUUUAUGUUGCCCAAUGACCCACUGCCGCACGUCUGCAACUGGGUGUCUGCAAACGGACCUUGUGAUAAGCGCUUUUCAUCCUCGGAGGAGCUUCUAAGUCACUUGCGGACUCACACAGCCUUCGCCGGCACGGAGAAGUUAAUAUCUGGCUAUCCAGGGUCGACCUCUCUUGCCAACGCCGCUGCCGCCGCUGCCAUGGCUUGUCACAUGCAUAUCCCACCUAAUGGCAGCCCUGGCAGCCCCAGCACGCUGGCCCUCAGGGGCCCCCAUCAUCCCCUCGGACUCAGCAGUCGCUACCACCCGUAUUCAAAGAGCCCCCUGCCAACUCCCGGGGCUCCUGUGCCGGUUCCCGCGGCCACCGGGCCUUAUUACUCCCCCUACGCAUUGUAUGGACAAAGACUGACAACAGCCUCGGCCUUAGGAUACCAAUAGAAACAAAGAAUUCUACAUUUAUAAAAGGAGAUUUAGGCCCAAUGAGUUUUAUAUUGUAUUUCAUGCAGGGACUGGAUCCAGGUGGGGAUCAGUGUAUUUAUUUGCGAUAGCUUCAAGCGUGACUAAAAUAAAAAAUGAUUAUAACAUAACUUUCAGAUGCCUCAAUGUGCAUUAUUUUACAUAGAUUACGGUUGAAGCUGUGUAUCACAAACGUCUAUUUGAAUCAAUUUAAUUGGGGCACAAUUAGGGACUUUUUUCUUUUUCUUUUUUCUUCUUAUCCUGAAUCAAAGAGACUGACUUGAAACUAAAGUUUAUCUUAUUAAAUCACACUGGUACUGAGUGUCCUGACAGCAUGAUGGACGUGGAAAAAAAUCAAUCAGAGCAGCUUCUUCAGAACUGGCAUUGAUCUAUUUUGUAGGGAGCAAAACGUUUUCAUGAAGCUUCUUUUUACCAGGUAUUUCUAAAGCUUCACAGUAACUGUGGUCUUUUCUCUUCGUUUUAGAG
Molecule: messenger RNA, 2465 nt
Organism: Melanotaenia boesemani (Boeseman's rainbowfish)
Lineage: Eukaryota; Metazoa; Chordata; Actinopteri; Atheriniformes; Melanotaeniidae
Product: zinc finger protein 503-like
Exons: 2
Coding region: 276-1961 (561 amino acids)
Biological process (GO): negative regulation of DNA-templated transcription
Cellular component (GO): nucleus
Source: RefSeq, a predicted model, not a curated record